This is a messenger RNA of Paramecium sonneborni, 1337 nucleotides long. The record is from the annotation of a GenBank genome assembly. Lineage: Eukaryota; Ciliophora; Oligohymenophorea; Peniculida; Parameciidae.
AUGAUAGUAAAAGCUCCAAAAUCUGCUCGCCUUCAAAAAUAUUCUCAGAUUUCGAUAAAAAGUACUUAUUCUCCCUAUUUAUUAUUACCUUAAGGAGAAAUGAUAUAAUAGAUAUAGUAUCGCAUUAACAUGGUGAAGUAUAAAAUUACAUCGAUAAGGUCAAUGAUAAAACCUUAAUUGCCAUUUAAUUGGAAGUAUAUAUUUAUAAAAAUUUUUAGGAGUAAAGACUAAAUUUAAGAUAUUUUCACUUAAUUAACUAACUUGAAAAAACGAAGUUGCAAAUUAUUAAAUUAGAAGAAAAAUUAAGACAAUAAAAUGAGUACUUAUUGAUAAUAUUUUAGCCUUGAUAAUCAUCCAUAAAUUAAAUUAAUCAUUAGUGAAUUAUCAAAAGUAGAUUAAUAUCGUUUAGCAUUAAUUAAAAAAGUACUUUACUCUUGUAUUAGACCUAACAUUUAAUGCAAGAUUUGCAAUAAAAUUAAUUUACUAUCAAAGAACUUAAAGAAUAAGUCUAAAACAAAAGAUUACAAAUUAGAGACUGGGUAAGAGAUUGUUGGCAAAUUUAAUAAUCAAUAGUAAAAACUCUAAAACUAAUUAUACUUAAUCUACUUCUAGAACUGUAAUUCUUUUUAUAUAAUAUCUUUAGUAUAGAAUUCAAUUACAAAGUUUAGAUCAUAGUAGUAAUAGAAGCAAUAUUAACCUUUUUAUUACUGGUUAAGAUUCUAAAACUAAUCGCUUAAGUUUAUCUCAAUUACCCCCUAUUAAAAUGAAAAAGCACUCAAAAAGCAAACUAUUAGAAGUACUAUAAAAAGUAUCUUUUAGAGGAUAACAACAAGUAAUACUAAUUUAUAUUUAUUUAUUUAGCCUGUAAAUGAUAUUAUUGAAAUUUAUAAAUAAAUCAAUAUUUUCACGAAAAAAAUUACUGAAUAAAUGCAAGAAAUCAAAAAAAAAUAAAAUCAGUACUCUUCCAUUAGAAAUUUACUCGUUUAUUGUACAAAUCUGUCUUUAAAAUAAUUUAAAAAUAAAUAGAAAAUUACUAAUUAUAAUGGAUAUGCAAACUCAAUUUAUUUUGAUUUCAAUACAUCUAUCAAUUAAUCUAUGACUGAUUAUUAAAGUAAUCCCAAUCAAGAAAGAAAAAUUUAAAACAUUUUAUAUGAUACUCUCUAAUAAAUCAUGGUUAAUAUGAUAGAUGCAUAACAAAAAAGUGAACAAAACUCAACAGAAGAAUCAAUGUAAUUAAGCCAUGUAAUACUAGAAUCAAAAUGCUAUUUAAAAGGAAUAAUUUAUGGAAUUCAAUUCUGAAUAAAUUUUGGGAUUAUUAGCACUUCAACCAAGAUUGA